CAAGUCAACUUCUCAAAAUGAGCUUCAAAUUGUUUGCCACAAUUUUCACAAUUUUUAUUAGUAUUUAUGCGGUUAUUGCGGCAGACGAAACACCUAGCCCUAGCACAGUCAUCACCGUUCCUACUGCGGCUCCUUCCACAGGAUCUCCAGUAGAUCCUGCUUCUUUAACUACUCCAACAUUGAAUGCAACCGUUGGAUCAUCGACUUCGGUAACUGCUUUUCCACAAACAAAUGCAACAACAGUGAUUCCCGCGCAAAACAGUUCUUCUGACACUACGCCAGUGUCAGCAGUAACAUCAACUAUUGCUACGACUACAGCAUCAGCCUAUGGAGUCAGUGUGUUUUUCUCGAUGGUACCAAUUGCUGCUACUCUACUCAUCUAAUUUUUUAUGUACUGGUUGAUUUAAAUUUUUUAAAUAUUCUUUUAUACACAUAUCUUUCAAUAAAUGUGUAUUUGCAUC
Caenorhabditis elegans is the source of this 461-nucleotide messenger RNA. It is a transcript of the gene T07H8.11, whose product is annotated as MS Related Protein. The record is from RefSeq and is marked reviewed. Lineage: Eukaryota; Metazoa; Nematoda; Chromadorea; Rhabditida; Rhabditidae. The transcript has 3 exons. Bases 18 to 383 code for a protein of 121 amino acids.